Messenger RNA from Canis lupus familiaris (dog), 3191 nucleotides. RefSeq names its product proteasome inhibitor subunit 1 (gene PSMF1). Gene Ontology annotation, biological process: proteasome-mediated ubiquitin-dependent protein catabolic process. Lineage: Eukaryota; Metazoa; Chordata; Mammalia; Carnivora; Canidae. Gene Ontology annotation, molecular function: proteasome binding; endopeptidase inhibitor activity. The record is from RefSeq and is a predicted model, not a curated record. Bases 174 to 989 code for a protein of 271 amino acids. The transcript is spliced from 8 exons.
CACCUCCCAUGUUCUUUUCAUCACCCUGAGCCCUCAUCUCUGGCAUGGGCUCUGCACUGCCCAGGUAGCAGGGGCCCACCUGGGGGAGGCAUCUUCCAUCUGCUUCCCUUCUCAGCCAAUCACAGGCCUCACAGGGACAACCAAGACUCUUGAUAGUGAAACCGGGGGCGAGCAUGGCGGGCUUGGAGGUCCUGUUCGCGUCGGUGGCGCCGGCCAUCACCUCCGCACAGGACGCGCUCGUCUGCUUUCUGCACUGGGAGGUGGUGACGCACGGCUACUACAGCGUGGGGACCGGCGACCAGCCAGGUCCCAAUGAUAAGAAAUCAGAACUGCUGCCGGCUGAAUGGAACAGCAAUAAAGACCUGUAUGUCCUCCGGUAUGAGUCUAAGGAUGGGUCCAGAAAGCUCCUUGUGAAGGCUGUCACUGUAGAGAACAGCAUGAUCAUCAAUGUGCUGGAAUUUGGGUCACAGCAGGUAUCAGAUUUGACCCUGAACUUGGAUGAUUAUAUCGAUUCAGAACACCUGGGUGACUUCCACAGGACCUAUAAGAACAGUGAGGAACUUCGGUCUCGCAUUGCGUCUGGGAUCAUUACACCUAUCCAUGAGCACUGGGACAAGGCUAGUGUCAGCAGUCUCCACCGGGAGUUUCCGCCUGCCACUGCCAGAGAGGUAGACCCCCUCCGGAUUCACCCACAGCACCCACACACAAGCCGGCAGCCUCCCUGGUGUGAUCCCCUGGGCCCAUUUGCUGUCGGGGGAGAGGACCUGGACCCCUUUGGGUGUCGAAGAGGUGGCAUGAUCGUGGAUCCCCUGAGAUCUGGCUUCCCAAGAGCACUCAUUGACCCAUCCUCGGGCCUCCCAAACCGUCUUCCUCCAGGCGCUGUGCCCCCAGGAGCACGCUUUGACCCCUUUGGACCCAUUGGGACCAGCCCAUCUGGACCUAACCCAGACCAUCUCCCCCCGCCGGGCUACGAUGACAUGUACCUGUGAAGGCCUCAAGAAUGUAACAUCCCAGCCUUCCCUCCACUCUCCUGGAGCUGCCACUGCUGGCCCCAUCAGCAACCGUGUUCUUGCGGGCUGGGGGCAAGGGACUCUGCCCAUGUGUUUGCGGGCCGGCUGGGAUUGCCUCCCCCCUACCUGUCAGAGCCAAGGCACUUGCUGCAGCUUUCCACCUGGCUGCAUAUAGGUCCCAUAGAGAAAUCAGUGUUUCUCUCCCCACCAGCUGCCCCACACUUCUCAAAGGAGACUCCGGCAACAUAUACACUUGGUCUGAUGCAGUCCCAGCUGCAGCGCUAUAAGAACAGAACGCAUUUUGGAUGUUAUUAUAAGAACCAAAUGUCAAUACAAAAAUCAUGUUGCCAGUCUCCCACUGUUCUUUACUGCCCAGCUUCUUCCAUUUCUGACACGUAGAGCUUGUCUUUGUAGGGCUAAAUGACUCUUUUCCUACCCGGGGCUUGUUCUUGCACCUUCUCUUCAUAGAUUGCUUUUUUGCUCCUGACCUCACUAAGUGGGUCCCCAUGUGACUGCAGAGAUGAAAAUGAGGGACUGGAAACCCCAUAGGGCCCUAAGGAUGACUUUCACAAGGGCAGGCAUGUAGCAAAAAGCCUGUCGUUCCGAGAAGGGCAGAGUCCUCCAGUUCUGCCUGUCUGCACACAUCCUCUGGUCUGUCUGUACCUGGACAAUGGCAGCCUCUAAGCAGAAUAAACAGACCUGAAGUCUGAGCUCAUUUCUGCUACCAACUUAACCCAAGGGGCUUUCCCGUCCACUUUCUUGUGGCCUAUGAGAUCUGAGGGGCCUUUCCUACUCUAAAACAUUCUGGGGUCUGCUUCUGUGUAGCUACUGCUAGGAACUGGAGCAGAGGAAGGAAUGAAGUUUUGAGGCUCUGUGUGGCACUUCCCUAUAGUGUAACUAUAGGGAAGUCCCCCUCGGGGCCCAGACAAGAAGAGCACAGGAGCAUGGGUUCCAUCAGAGUGUGGUAUUGAACUCCAGAAAGGAGCAGGGAGCCCAGCCUCUGGAAGCCAGUGGCUGUGGUGGAUGGAGGAGCUACUAAAGCAGGAAACAACCCAGGGAGGGCCUUUCACCAGGGAGCCCCAGCCUCUAGAAACCUGUGUCCUUUGUCCAGGACCGCCUGACCUCUGGUGUUCUCCGGAUCCUUUUCAGCCCGAGGCCUGACAGACGUGGUCAGUGAUGAACCCCUGUGCUGGAGUGGAAAGAGCACCAAAGAGCAUCAGGCUCAGAGGCAAGAGAUCAAGGCACUCACUAGUCACUUUCCCUCCGCAACUAGCAUUUCAUCCAUUGGUGGGUCAUUUUACAUCUCAGCUCCUUGGGUUCCUUCCCGGAUACUAGGACAUAAUAUUUAUCUGUGGGUAGAGGAUAAGCUACCAGAGCCUUCCUGAGGUGUCUGCUAAUAUGCUAUAGACUGGAACUGCCUGUCUGCCCUGCCUGAGAGUGGGUUAGGGGUAAACUAAGUUGGGGUCUGGGUCAGGAGGCUAGCAUGAGCAGACUCCCCAGGCAUUUCUGGCAGGCCCUAUCUCAGGCACCAAUCUAGUAAAAGACACUCUGGAAGCCUUUAGAACAUUUCCACUCUGGAGAGGGACUCAGAGAUUAGGCAGAGCUGCAAAUGCAGUCAUCAGUCCAGGGCCUGCAGGUAGAUGGAGGUUUCUUUUUGGGAACUGGGUCAUACCUGCUACAGAAAGGACUUGGGACACUUCGGUCACACAAGCAUCCUUUAUUAUGAAAGGAAGCAUUUAAAGGAACAUCACACUAGAAACCAUCAGACAGGCAGGGAAAGUAGACCACUUUUAGAACCAUGAUUCAAGGAAAAGGUGAUUGGAACAAUAAAUUCGCCACUUAGGUUUUCUAGCACUAGAGGUCGAAAGGAUGCUCCUAUACACAAUUCUGUUUUCUGAAAACAAACUUCAGGGAUUCUCCUCUGCAGAAUCUGCCACUUUUUGCAUGUGUCUCCUUGUAUCAGGGACACUAAGAAACAUAUACAAUGUCUUAGUUGUGUGGGGGUAGUGAAUGGGGCCUUCAGGAACUUUCAAGUCAUGGUGUCUGUGAUUGUCCUCUUCUGGGCCACUUCCCCCUCCCAGCUGUGAGCAGUUGCCAAGUAGCCAAAAGGAAUGGUAUUGUGGAUGUGUCCUGUGGAAUGGAAAGGUGGGAGCCUUAACAAUAAAUAUCAGCACUUCAUAA